AUGAACGCCUCGUUGACGGCCCCCCUUCCUCUGAACUCGAUCUUUGACAACCCGGUGGUUACGGAAUUCGAGGACUCGAUGGGCCUCGCCUUGUUGGAUCCCUCCCAUAUCAACUCUCUCCUCGAGUUCUACUUCGCCCACUCACAUACUCUCUAUCCCUUUAUUCGAAAGAGUGAAUUCGAAGCGGUACUCUGGAGGGUAUACGGUGACCCACUUGAUCCCCUGGCCCAGUCGCCUCUAUGGCAGUUCCGAAUUUGGAUGGUUCUCGCGAUUGGCUCCACCACUUAUUGCUCUGUAUCUUUGAUGGACGAGACAGAGCCUUUACAACUCUUUAACAAGGCUAUGACCUACUUUGAACCUGCAAUGGGAUGUGGGGACUUGGCUGGCUUAGAGGUAUUAAUGCUGCAGGUUUCAUAUUCGUUCUUCAACAAAAUCGGACCCAAUACUUGGUUCCUGGUAGGGGUAGCGGCUCGCAUGGCGACAGGCAUGGGGCUCCACACAUCAGACGUGUACCAGACCCUGGCGGUAGAUGUCGCCGAAGAGCAGAAGCGACUUUUCUUUUCUUUAUACAUGAUGGACCGUGUCGUGUCGUUGGCUCUGGGACGACCGUUUGCCAUUCAAGACGAUGAUAUUACAGUCGAGCCAUUCGCCGACGCCGACGACGCAAAUAUCCAACCUGAUGGCAUCGUCGCAGCAUCGACACUGGAGGCGUCCACAAUGGCCGUCCCCCUGCACAUUCUAGCACUUCGGAGAAUUGCGAGUGAUAUCGGCAGUCAAGUCCAUUCAUCAAAUUACAGCCAGCGACAAAGCCCCGAGGCUCGAGAGGAAACCAUCCAAAAGCUCCACCGAAGACUCAUCGAAUGGCGCCGCAGCAUGCCAUUCCCACUACCCGAUCUCCAAUCAAAGGUGCCCCAUUUAUGUACGAGCUGGUUCGAUCUAAAUUAUUAUACCCAUGUUAUCAUGCUGUAUCGCCCUUCACCACUCAGCCCGACGCUGGACGCCGCCCGAAUGAAGAUUCUUGCUGAAGCAUCAGGCAUGGCGAUUCGCCAAGCAACCAAUCUGCAUCGGCAGCGCCGGUUUGCGUAUAACUGGCUUAAUUUAGUCGCUAUAUUCAACUCUGCACUGUCACUUAUGUACACUUCUACCGCCCACAGUGAGAACCUACCCUUGGCGCUAGAUCACUCACGCGCCAUCGAUGAUCUUGAGUUGGCUGUGGAAUUAUUGGACGUCUUCAGUGGGAAGUUUCCUUCUGCAAAAAAGAUCCAAGGAAUGAUCCGGACAGUUUCAGCCAAGUUGAAAAUGUAUAACAUACCCUCCAUGGGUUUCUGA
Messenger RNA from Penicillium daleae, 1329 nucleotides. RefSeq names its product fungal specific transcription factor domain-containing protein. The record is from RefSeq and is a predicted model, not a curated record. Bases 1 to 1329 code for a protein of 442 amino acids. NCBI's taxonomy places the organism in Eukaryota, Fungi, Ascomycota, Eurotiomycetes, Eurotiales, Aspergillaceae. Gene Ontology annotation, biological process: DNA-templated transcription; positive regulation of transcription by RNA polymerase II. Gene Ontology annotation, molecular function: sequence-specific DNA binding; zinc ion binding; DNA-binding transcription factor activity, RNA polymerase II-specific. The transcript is spliced from 5 exons.